Molecule: messenger RNA, 1952 nt
Organism: Planococcus citri (citrus mealybug)
Lineage: Eukaryota; Metazoa; Arthropoda; Insecta; Hemiptera; Pseudococcidae
Product: receptor expression-enhancing protein 1-like
Exons: 10
Coding region: 206-1588 (460 amino acids)
Cellular component (GO): endoplasmic reticulum membrane; cytoplasmic microtubule
Molecular function (GO): microtubule binding
Source: RefSeq, a predicted model, not a curated record
UUUUGUCGCCUUUUGUCUCAGUUGGUUUGUUUCUUCAUUACUUGACGAAUUUGUGAUAUUAGAUUCUCGUUAAUUAAUAAUUUUAAAGUGAAGUUUAAUUAAUUUCACGUAAAUAAUGUAAAGUGUUAAUCUUCGAACAACGUAGUCACAUUUUUUACAUAAUUAUGUCAUAGAUUUCAACUCUAGAAUAGACACUUUUACAAUCAUGAUCUCCGCACUAAUUUCAAGACUUGUAAUUGUAGUUUUUGGUACCCUAUAUCCAGUCUAUUGUUCUUAUAAAGCAGUCAAGACAAAGGAUAUUAAAUUAUACGUAAAAUGGAUGAUGUACUGGAUCGUCUUCGGAUUAUUCAUAUCGGUCGAAACAUUCACAGAUAUAUUCGUGAGCUUUUGGUGCCCGUUUUAUUACGAGUUUAAAAUAUUCUUUGUACUAUGGCUGUUACUUCCAAUCUUCAAAGGUUCCAAUUAUAUGUAUAGGAAAGUCAUUCAUCCUUUCUUCACGCAAAAGGAACAGGAUAUCGACGAAAUGAUAGCAAAAGCAAAAGAACAGGGUUGCAGUGUACUAAUGGAUAUUGGCAGCAAAGGUGUAACGUUGGCCACAAACGUGAUCAUGAACACAGCAGUCAAGGGAGGAUCUGGGAUACUUUUCCAAUUGAAGAAAAGUUAUAGCUUGAAUGACCUCGUAACUGACGCUGAUAUGACUGAUACUACCGUAGACAAAAGAAAAAAUACCAAGAGGAAAGAAGACUGCAGAAACAACUUUCAAAAUGUUGAAAUGAACGAAACGAAGAUGAUAAGCGCUGGAAGAGAAACAAAUCUUCGAAUGAUGGAGGAAGACUCAAAUAUACACAUCCACGAUUCAAUUUCGAGAUCGAGGAAAUUAUCGUCGGAGAGUAUGGCUCUAGAAGAAGACUGUAAAAAUGUGAGCUCGAAUCUGAGACCUAGAAGAAGUAAUCGUCAGGCUUCAGAAAACUUGGAACUGAUCUCAACCAAUCCAUCUUAUUCUUAUUACCCUUUCCUGUCACCGCAAAACCAUCCCUAUCCAUCCUAUCUCUACUACUCGUCAAUGUCAAAAACAAAUUACCUAAUGCCUCCUCCUACACCUGCAUUAUUUAACUUCAACGAAUCCAAUAUCUGCGAUAAUUUCCUCAACAUGAAGAUCUCCAACGACUCCUCAUCUCCAGCUGACAUAAAGAAAUCCAAUUCUUCGCCAAAUAUCUCGAAUCUCGAACCAGCCAGUAACUGGUCUUUCAUCAAUACAAAUUCCUCGUCGACUCAAUCACCUACUGCGCCAAAAAAAAGACCUCGUCGUAAAAGGAAUAACGCACCGAAACCUCCCAACAUACCGUCGAUUUCUGUAAACUCUUCGUCCGCUGCGGAUGUCGAUUAUUUGGCACCUUAUAAUCUCAGGUCGAGGAAACAUCAUCUUCAGCAGAAAUCGAAAAUACAUCAAUUUUUAUCGAAAAGUAGAGAAUUACUAACUCCUUGGAAACACGAUAACGAUGAUACGUAUUCUGUACGAUCGGAAACGAUUGAUGGAUCGUCGGAUGAUAGCAUGUCGACUACUUCUUCGUAUAAUACGGUGAACUGAGAUCGAUCUACUGUAGCUGUUUUGAGCUUUGUGAAGUUCAUGUUACGAUACAUAUUCGAUGAUGACCGGAAAUCGGUUCUAGCUCCGCUUGGAAAUAGUGCAACUAUACCAAGGAAACGUCAACCGAAAAAACGAACUCUCUGAUUACUUCAAAAUAUUUUUAAAUCGAAUGUUCCUUAUUUUGCAAUCCAAUUGCGAUACGUAUAAGUAUGUGAAAUGUAAACGAGAGUGACAGAACAUUGUGCAGCCUAAGUCAAGUACGAUUGUUUUAAUUUUAAAUUAGGUAAUAACUUUUUUUUAAAAAUUUGAUCGAGUUGAUGAAAUUGAUUUUCAGUGUUUUUUUUUUUUUUUUUUUUUUUAUUAU